GCAGGCUCAUAUAAAAUCGCGUAGCAUAACCGCAACAAGUUCAGUUUGACUGCAAACACCAACCAUUAAGUGACUUAGCAAGGAAACCAAAAACAAAUUUUAAUUUUCUACAAAAAGCAAUAAAUUUGAAAAAAAAAAGAAUUUUGAGUGCAAAUUUUUCAAAAAACUAAAAAAAAGUGAAAAUAAUUUAGUUAGUUUUACAAUAAAGACUUUACAAGUGUUUGUACCGAUAAAAAUAUAUUUACAACAAUGCAACACCAAAGUGCCAACAGCAAACGUCUGAUUAUGCUGCGAAACGUCUUCAGCUUUGUUUGUUUACUCUCACUACUGCUGCUGCUCAUCAGAAAUACAGCCAAUGUGGAGGCGCAUCCCAUGGAUCUGUACGACGAUGUCGGCGAUUUCUUCGAUGCCGUCUCGCUAGACGAUGUGCCCGUGUCAGGGCGCUCAGCACCGGAAACCUUUUGCCGCAUGCCAAUACGCAAAGGCGUCUGCCGCGCGCUCAUACCGCGCUUCAGCUACGAUCCCAGCCGUAAAACUUGCGUCGAGUUCAAAUUUGGUGGCUGCGAUGGCAACGAGAACAACUUCUCCAGCUAUGAGGCAUGCAUGGCCACGUGUGAGGGCAUGUAAAUACAUAUAUACAUAUGUGUGUGUGUGUGUAUAAGCGCCGCUUAAGUGUAGAAAUGUUCCUCAUACGCCCUGAAAUUGCCAAUUGCAGGCUCCAAGCAUCACAUCUCAACGCAUCAUCAUCUUUAAUAACAGUUAUUUGCAUAUUUGACCAGCUAACGGUCAAGCAUAAGUUUAUGGCGCUUCCAUUAAACAGUGUUCAUGGCAUUUAUUUACAUACUUUUAGUUGUUAGUGUAUUUUAUUUUUAUAUGUUUAUGCAUACAAACGCAACUUCAAUGCAACAACGCACAUUUUCCAUUGGCUUCCAAAUGAAAUUUAAUUAAUUUCAAUGUUUGUGAUAAAUUUUGGUUUAAAGCUUUUAAGUUUUAUAAUUUUUUUUUUUCAAAAUAAAAGCCCAGAAUUUUUUUUUUUUUUGCUUAUUAUUAUUAUAUUAUUGCUUUGGUUUACAAAAAAAAAGACUAUCAUUUGCAAAUUUCAUAAUGGCACUCAUAUUAUUUAUUUGUUAUAUGUAUAUGUAUUUUCAAAAUAUUAUAUUUGGUAAUAUUUAAAACUUUGUAUACACGAUGUUAUACAAAAAUCAAAAUAAAUAUAUAUUUUUAUAAAAUAUAAAAAUACAAA
Bactrocera oleae (olive fruit fly) is the source of this 1243-nucleotide messenger RNA. RefSeq names its product kunitz-type serine protease inhibitor taicotoxin. NCBI's taxonomy places the organism in Eukaryota, Metazoa, Arthropoda, Insecta, Diptera, Tephritidae. The record is from RefSeq and is a predicted model, not a curated record. Gene Ontology annotation, molecular function: serine-type endopeptidase inhibitor activity.